Molecule: messenger RNA, 2937 nt
Organism: Drosophila grimshawi
Lineage: Eukaryota; Metazoa; Arthropoda; Insecta; Diptera; Drosophilidae
Gene: Sas-4
Product: trichohyalin
Exons: 2
Coding region: 35-2830 (931 amino acids)
Biological process (GO): cilium assembly; centriole elongation
Cellular component (GO): centrosome; centriole; nucleus
Molecular function (GO): tubulin binding
Source: RefSeq, a predicted model, not a curated record
ACGCAUAUUAGAUUUAAGACCAACCCAGUGAACUAUGAAUGAAUCGGAGGAAAAUAUUAUCGAUGUCCCGGCACAACAAGAUAUAUCAACCCGCUUGGCUGCCCUAAAUCGCUGGCAAGAGGAACAAAAACGUCUGCUGGAAGAACGACAAAAUAAUCAGCGCUUAUUGCUUGGUUUGGAACAGCGGAAUAUGUAUGAAAUGCUCGGACUAUUGCACAAGGAUCUCAAGACAAUGGACAUUAGAGAUAUGUCGGACAAUGAUGAGCAGGAGCAGGAAGAGCAGCAAGCAUCAAGCAUAGAAAUGCCGCGCCAUGCGGACCAUGAACAGGAGCAGGAGCAGGAGGAGAAUAACAACAUCAACGAGGAGGGCUUCCAACUCACAGAGAUUGCAACGGGUGCCAAUGGUCCACGGUCAGUAAAGCCCAAACGGGCAUUUCUACGCCGCGGUGAGGGUCUAAAACAGCGCUUCAAAGUUGAUCCUGAUAAAUUGCGUUUGGACAAUUUACCGCGCUACAAGUUUGCCAAUGCUCAUCCACAACUCCGGACAAUGCCUACUCCUGGAAAACCGCCACAGAAACGGAGUAUUUUAAAAACGCACAAAGAGCCACGCACAACACCAGCACAGCCUCCGCAAGCUCAAUUAUCGCUGAAGGAGCAACGCUUUCAACAACUGCUGAUGAAUGCCAAGAAUGUGUGCAGCUCCACACCGGACCUAAAGUCAUCCCAUGCAUCUUCGUCCAGCAACACCAACACCAACACAAGUAUUUCGCCCAAGGUGCGGUUUGUCGAGCAGAACGAAAAAGGGCAAACGGCCGAUGAUGAGCAAUCAUCGACAGAGGCAAGCUCCACGGCAGCAUUGACAAAUGUGUGCUGGGCCAAGGUGCUGAACACCCAGCAAAUUCAUCCGCCUGUGUUGCAUCGGCGCACGGCGCAGAUAUGCGUUGAGAACGAUGAGAAUGUGAGCAUCUUUGAGUUGCUGGAGCAGAAGGCGCGCGAGGGCAACAUCGACAUGAACUCCAGCUGCAUACGCACAUUUAUGGCACGCAAGGAGCAGCGUCGUCAUGCCGACGCUGCCGAUGACAGUGACCAGAUUAUGGUUACCCAACAGUUGCGUGAAAUGCGACUGCAGCCAGAUGUGGCAGAGAUCAUUGAGGAGGAACACGAUGCGGAGGAUGAGGUGAACAGCACACUAACACUGACACCCCUGAGACUGGGUGAUGGCAGGACACAGGUGCGUGUGCGCUUCUCCGAUUCGAAUGAUACGCACGAGUAUUCAGAUGAGACAACUUUGCAGGAUGCAACCAAUGUACAGCUCUUUGAGGAAUUCAAAACGGCGCUUUUUCAGGCGCUAGAACAAAGGAAGCUACAACACCCAACUACAACAGCAACAGCAACAACAACAAAAACAACGAUUAGCGAGGAGCCCUUAACGCAGGAACUGCAAAUCCAAGCUAAUCUGGUGCGGAAGCGUCUGCAGGAGCUGGAAACAGAAAUAGCCACGUUUAAGGAGCAAAAUGCGCAGCUGUUGCUACUGAAGCAGCAACAUGAGCUCGACAAGGCUAACAGUGCGCAGGAGCAUCAGGAAGCCAUGGAUCGGGUGCAUGAUGAGAAAAUCAAGGCGGAAAUCUAUUUGCAUGACGAGCGUAUGAAAAUCGAAGAGGAGCGUCGCAAAUGCGAGCAACAAAUGCGUAUGCAAAAGAGCAACAUAAACACCAAGGAGAAACGUGAGUUGGCAGCGCUCAAGCAGGAGGUGGAGGCACUGCAGCAGCAGCUCAAGCAAAAGGAACAGACCCAUGUGGCAGCGCAGGCGCGACUACGGGCCCAGUUACGUGCCACCGAAAAGGAGCAGCGCGGCUAUCAGGACGAGAUUGAGCUGCUGGGCCGCGAGAACAAGCGACUCGAACAAGAGCUGGUCAAGCUAACGCGCGAUAGCAACAGCAAAAUGCUGCAGGAGAUCAAUCGGAACAUUGCGCGCCUAGCGCCCAAGCUGCAGGAACCGGCACAAAAAAAUACGGAUGAAAAUGGCAAGCGACAAUCGAAAUCCAUUGGUGACGUCCUCCAGGAGAAGGCGACCAAACAGCGUUCAGUGGCCAGUCGACGCCACAGCUGCAAUCGCAGCAGUCGCAGGAAAUCGCAGCCUCCCAAUGAGAGCUAUGCCUCGAGCAGCUCCGGCGAGUUGGAUGAGGUCGUCAUCCCUUCUCCACCGGCUGCCAAGAAGGCAUCACCCGUUCCAGGCACCCACGGCAACAGCAGCAACAGCGAGUUCAAGCGUGAAAUUGUUAAUGCAGAUGGUAGCAAGGAUAUCUGGUAUCCGAAUGGCAAUCUCAAAAAGAUCAGUUGCGACGGCAUGAGUGUGCGCAUGCUCUACUUCAACAAGGACAUCAAGGAGACGGACAUACGGGGCGGCACGGUCAAGUAUUAUUAUGCGGAAACGAACACUUGGCACACCACCUACCUGGAUGGCCUGGAAAUACUCGAGUUCCCCAAUGGACAGACCGAGCAUCGCAAGAAAGAUGGCACCAUCGAAAUACACUUUCCCAAUAAUUCAAUUAAAAUUGUCGAUCCCAGUGAUGCAGAGAAAUUGGAGGAGUGGCGCUACGCAGAUGGCACGCAUUUGGUGCAGCUGCGAAGUGGAGAUAAGAUUCUACAUAUGCCCAAUGGCCAAAAGGAGAUCCACACCAAAUUGAAUAAACGGCGCGAGUAUCCCGAUGGCACCGUCAAGCUCGUCUAUCCGGAUGGUAGCCAGGAGACACGUUACUCCAACGGUCGAGUGCGACUCAAAGACAAGGACGGCAAGCUGAUCAUGGACACGGACUAUGCCAAGUAUUGAAAGUGUCUUAUAAUCUAAGCUGAGAUUUUAAUCUUAAUUAAUGUAAUGCAAUGCAAUGUAAUUAGUUAUGCACAAAAUGUAACUCAAAUAUGUUAUUUGUAAUUUUA